Molecule: messenger RNA, 1688 nt
Organism: Saprolegnia diclina VS20
Lineage: Eukaryota; Oomycota; Saprolegniomycetes; Saprolegniales; Saprolegniaceae
Exons: 10
Coding region: 1-1626 (541 amino acids)
Molecular function (GO): protein binding
Source: RefSeq, a predicted model, not a curated record
AUGAUCGACAUGGCCGAAGCCACCGAGGUCGACACCGAGCGCCGGCCGAGCCUCGUCCACCGCGUCCACCGCCUCUCGAUCGAUGAGCAUACGCCGCCGUCGUCGCCGAUGGUCCAUGAGACGCACUACGACGCGCUCAAAGCGGCGCCCCAUCGCUGGCGCCAGCACAUGCCUAUCGCCGUGUACCUCGUCGUCGUCAGCAGCGUGCUCACGACCCUCUUCUACUACAGCUUCUUCGCUGCCAAAGUCAAUGGCCAAGCGCCAGCCAUGAUGGGCUGCCGGUACUUUGGCUACUGGAAGGGACCCAACUGUGGCCUCCAUGGCAUCGACUGCCAGCCCUUCCAGACCGACUGGUUCGCCUUCCGGUGCCCCAGCGGCUGCCUCUCUGAUCAGUCGACGGCGCUCGCGGUCAUCGGGUCGGGGCCGUACCGCGGCGACUCGCGCAUCUGCAAGGCUGCGAUCCACGCCGGCGCCAUCGGGUCGGGCGGCGGCUGUGGCCUCAUGCGCUACGACGACGAGCGCAUGAGCUUUGCAGCGUCCACGCAGCACGGCGUCACGACCCAAGCAUUUGCCUCGUGGUUCCCCAAGACCAUGUCUUUUUACCUGGACACCGCUUCGAUCUCGCACUGCGUCGACCUGUCGUGGUACAUUUUCAGCGUCGGCGCUGCCGCAACCCUCGGGUUGGCGUGGUUUCCAGCGCUCUCGCCGGCGCUCCUCACGCACGUGCAGUGCGUUUGGGGCUACGUCUACGUGACGCUCAUUGCGUCACCGACCAGCUUUGACUAUGAUUCGCUGAGCCUCCAUCUCUUCACCGACAUUGCGAUCGUCCUUGUCGCGGUGCACUGCCUGCACCUCUGGGUUGUGCAAGACACGUUUGCAAACUAUGCGUCGUACUCGCGCAAGGAGCGAUUUGGGUACUGGGGUCUUCUCUCGGUCGUGCCCUUUCACCUCAUGCUACACUUGACCCAGUUUGGAUACCUUCCGUGGCUCAACUUCAACUUUGGCGGCUACGUGGCCACCUCGGGCGUGAACGCGUGGACGUACGUUGUCUUUGGGCUCCUCGGGCUCGUGGCGCUCGGCCUUGCCUUCCUAUUGUUGCGGCACCUCUACCAGCGCAAAGCGCUCGUCUCCCUCUUUGGCUUGUACGCUCUAGUCGCUGUCUACAUGGCCAUCGUCCACGGCCUGUACCCGCAUACGCUCCUGCAUCUCCACCACGUCCAAAUUGGUCUCCUCCUGCUGCCGGCGACGGCCUUUCCGACGCGACCUGCAUAUUUCGUCCAGGCGAUCGGGCUCGGGCUCUUUAUCCAGGGCUACGCGGCGUGGGGCUGGCCGACGUUUCUCGAUACGCCCCCCGCGUACUACUACCUGGACGCUCCGACGACUGCGCCGAACGCGCGCAAUCUCACGUCGUCGACCGCCAACGUCUCGUGGCCGGCCCUAAACGACGUGCAAGGCUACGCCCUCAUGCUCAACGACGUGCAAGUGUACCGCGGCGUGAGCGACUGGACACUGCUCUCGGACCUCCGCCCCAACACGACGUACUUUGUCAGCGUCUCGGGCAUUGGUGCUGGCGGCGCCGACGGCAGUGUUGGUCCCACCGGCAACUUUACCACCAGUGGCGUGUAGUUGAUACCUUGAUACUUGCGUCUUGUUGAUUACAUAUAUUAUGUGUGGGAUUCUUCUACUCC